Molecule: messenger RNA, 1863 nt
Organism: Paramecium pentaurelia
Lineage: Eukaryota; Ciliophora; Oligohymenophorea; Peniculida; Parameciidae
Source: the annotation of a GenBank genome assembly
AUGUUAUCCAACGAUCGUCAACAUUUUGUAAAGCUUGUUAGAAAUCCAUAAAUAAAUGCAAUUUAAUAGUUAACAUAAUUAGUUACAUAAGCUAGUCGAACAAAAAGCACUUUAUAGCCCUCAACCAAAAGAAUAGCUGAAGUAUAAAAAUACGAGAAAAUUGAUAAAUAAGAGAAAAUAAUACAUACAACAAGAGAAAUCAAUUCAUAAUAAUCUAUUAGGAAUUAUUUUGAUAAUUCUACUUGUAAAAACAAUAAAGAAAAUUUACCAUCAAAAAAACAUUUAUAUUAAGAAAAUAGAUCAUAAACUCCCAUGGCUUAAAAGAGUCCAAUUGUAAUCAAUACUAGAGGAAGAGGUUCUGUUAGUCCUUUAAGAUGUGUUUAAUAAAAUCAAAUAACUAAAAGUUAAAACAAAUCAGCAUUUAAGUAAACUGAAGAUCCUCAAAUUAUGGAUAUGGUUGAUAAUCUAAAAUAAAACAUUUUAAGAGACUUAUAAGAAGUAACUAAAAGGUAUCAAUCUAAUAAUCCAAAACCUAUAGAAAUGCUCUAAAAAUAAAAUCAAAAAAUAAAAAAUUUAUUAGAUUAUAAGGAAACUUAAAUAAAAGUUCCAUAUUUUGAUUAUUCUAGUCAAAAGAGCAUAAAACAUCCAGAAAUUUUUUAUUAUGAUGAAAACUCUUAAAAUAAAUAAUAAUUUCUAGAAUAAUAGUCCUAGAUUUUAUAGUAACAAUUGGAGAUCAUAAAAUAGUAAUAAGAAGCCUUAAGAUAAUAAUAAGUAUCAGUUUUAAACAGCAAGAAUAAUUUUAAUAAUUUUUAUAAUCAAAUGAAAAAGCCACAGAAUGAAAGUAUUGAAGAUAUCUAUGGUAAAUCACAAUAUACAAUAAGCAAUUUAUCAUCAAUUAUACCAAUAGAAGCAUCUGCUAAUUAAAAUAAAAAAAUUAAUGUCUCUUUUGAAAGUAGUUUAGAAUAAAAUCCUAUUAAUUUAUAAUUAGAAAUAAUUUAAGGAAAUGAUUGUAGAACAACUUUUGGCCCUUCUCAAUUGGAAUCUCUGAUAAAAUCACCAACAUAAGUGGAACCAGAAUUAUUUAGUGAAUAACAGGUUAUGAAAGAAACUGUUAAAUAUGUUUAAUUAGAUAAUAGUUAAGGUAAAGUUUCAUCUGCAAAAAGAUAUAGUAAUGAUGACUAAGAAUUAGUUGAAUAAUAGGAACUUAUUUAAUAAGUACCUCCUCCUUCUGCAUUUUCUAAUAAAUCUAAUAGAUAUGAUUAAUUGAUGUAAAACUUCUAAAGUCUACGAAAAUUAAGUAGAGAACCUAGUUUUGUAAUAGAAACUAAAAAAUCUGUUUAAAUGAAUGAACUAAACCAUAUAAGUGAUUUUGCUAUAAUGGGAAGUUAAAGAGAGAGUAUUGCCUUAUGUCAAACAAAAUUAAUCACUUUUCAGGAGGUAAAUAAUAGUCAAGAAGAAUGUGUAUAAUCUCCUACUUCACUUUUAGGUAAGUAAUAAAUUUUAACUUUUGAAUAAGAUUUUGAAUAAAAGUCUAUCUAUUCAAAUUAAUCAUAAUAUGAUUAAAGAUCUAUCUAAUAAUUAUUAUAAAAAUCUAGUUUAUCUUAAUAAUAAGGCUCUUCUUUUUAAAAAUAAUCAAUAUCAAUAUAACAAAGUACUGAAUAAACAAACAGAAUACUUGAGAGUAUUAGAUCUAAUGAGAGUUUUAAAUAAAGAACUGCAAGUUUUACUGAAUUUUUAAAAGUAAAGGAUGAACUACCAAUUAAAAUAACAAAUGUUUAAAAAUUAUCUGUAAGACCUGCAAUAAGUAUUAAAUAAUAUAUAAUUAUAGGUUUCUUAUAGUAUAAACAAUAAAAUAAAAAUUGA